AUGAUGAAGCAUGUGUUCAAACGUGAUUGUCUAGCACAGUUUGAGUUUAUUUCUCUCGCAGGAGAACACAGGCCUAAACGUAUGAUCACGUGUAGAUCACUGAGGAUCGAUCUGGGAGCAUUUCGCGUUGUAGGAGCGUUCAUAUUUGAGCAAAGAAACGGUUCAUGGUGCGGGCGUUCUUCUUGCUGUGGGAGAACAGAUGAAAUAGAUAACGUACUUGAUGGAAAGAAGGAGAGAACGAUAAACGUACUUGAUGGGAAGAAGGAGAGAACGAUAAACGUACUUGAUGGGAAGAAGGAGAGAACGAUAAACGUGCUUGAUGGAAAGAAGGAGAGAACGAUAAACGUGCUUGAUGGGAAGAAGGAUAGAACGAUAAACGUACUUGAUGGGAAGAAGGAGAGAACUAACAACUUUGCACCCAUUUAA
This is a messenger RNA of Vavraia culicis subsp. floridensis, 426 nucleotides long. RefSeq lists its product as uncharacterized. The record is from RefSeq and is a predicted model, not a curated record. NCBI's taxonomy places the organism in Eukaryota, Fungi, Microsporidia, Pleistophoridae. The transcript has a single exon. Bases 1 to 426 code for a protein of 141 amino acids.